AAUAGGAGUAUUAUAAAAAUGAGUAAAGUGGUGGGAAUUGAUUUAGGUACUACUAAUUCAGUAGUUGCAGUAAUGGAAGGUGGAAAACCAGUUGUUAUAGCUAACUCAGAAGGCGCUAGAACAACUCCUUCAGUAGUAGCCUAUACUAAGAACGGUGAACGUUUAGUUGGGCAAAUAGCAAAAAGACAAGCAGUUAUUAAUCCUGAAAAUACUUUUUAUUCAAUUAAAAGAUUUAUAGGAAGAAAAGGUAAUGAAGUCUCUGAAGAGUCAAAACAAGUUUCAUAUAAGGUAAUAACAGAUAAUAAUCAAAAUGUUAAAAUUGAAUGUAGUGUUCUAGGAAAACAAUUUGCCCCAGAAGAAAUAUCAGCUCAAGUGUUAAGAAAACUUGCUGAGGAUGCUAGUCAAUAUUUGGGUCAAAAAGUUACUCAAGCAGUGAUCACAGUUCCAGCUUAUUUUAAUGAUUCACAACGUCAAGCAACUAAAGAUGCAGGUAAGAUUGCAGGAUUAGAAGUUCUACGUAUUAUUAAUGAACCUACUGCUGCUUCAUUAGCCUAUGGUUUAGACAAGAAAAGUAAUGAAACAAUAUUAGUCUUUGAUUUAGGUGGUGGAACCUUUGAUGUUUCAAUACUUGAAGUCGGAGACGGAGUCUUUGAAGUUUUAUCUACAGCUGGAGAUACUCAUCUUGGAGGUGAUGAUUUUGAUAAAAAGAUUGUAGAUUGGUUAAUUAGUGAGUUUAAAAAAUUAGAAGGAAUAGAUUUAAGUAAAGAUAAACAAGCCUUACAAAGAUUAACUGAAGCAGCAGAAAAAGCAAAAGUUGAACUAUCAAACGUAAGUCAAACAGAAAUUAGUUUACCUUUUAUUACGGCUACAGAUACUGGUCCAAAACAUUUAGAAAAAACACUUACCAGGGCUAAAUUUGAAGAAUUGUGUUCUGAUUUAAUCAAUCGUUGUCGUAUACCAGUAGAGACUGCUUUAAAAGAUGCAAAAACUGAUGCAACUAAAAUAAAUGAAGUUGUUCUUGUCGGAGGUUCAACAAGAAUUCCAGCUAUUAAACAAUUGGUUCAAAAUAUCUUAGGUAAGGUACCAAAUCAGAGUGUUAAUCCAGAUGAAGUUGUGGCAAUAGGUGCAGCUGUGCAGGCAGGUGUUUUAGCUGGUGAAGUAAAAGAUUUAUUAUUAUUAGAUGUUACUCCUCUCUCUUUAGGAGUUGAAACUUUAGGUGGUGUUAUGACUAAAAUAAUUCCACGUAAUACAACAAUUCCAACGAAAAAAUCAGAAAUUUUUUCUACAGCAAUAGAUAAUCAACCUAAUGUUGAAAUUCAUGUUUUACAAGGUGAAAGAGAACUAGCAAAAGAUAAUAAAAGUUUAGGAACUUUUCGCUUAGAUGGGAUAGCACCUGCACCAAGAGGUGUGCCUCAAAUUGAAGUUACAUUUGAUAUUGAUGCUAAUGGAAUUUUAUCCGUCACAGCUAAAGAUAAAGCAACUAACAAGGAACAAUCUAUUACUAUUACAGGUGCUUCAACCUCUCCUAAAGAAGAAGUAGAACGUAUGGUGAGAGAAGCUGAACAAUAUGCUAAUGAAGACAAAGAGCGUCGUGAAAAAAUUGAUUUAAAAAAUCAAUCAGAUUCUUUAAUUUAUCAAACAGAAAAACAAAUCAAAGAAUUUGGUGAUAAAAUUUCUAGUGAAGAUAAAACGAAUCUUGAGUCUCUUGUACAGAAUUUACGGGCAAGUAUUCAAGAAGAAAAUUAUGAUCAAAUGAAAUCUAUUAGUCAAACUUUACAACAAAAAUUAAUGAAUAUAGGACAAAAGUUAUAUAGUAAUACAUCAAAUCAAAAUGUUGGUGUAAAUAAUUCUUCUAAUACUUCUACUCAAAAUAAUUCUAACGAUGGUACUGUCGAUGCUGAAUUUUUUGAAACUAAAAAUUAGAAGGAAGCAUUAAAAAACCUCAAUAAAUAGAAAAAGAUAUUA
Galdieria sulphuraria is the source of this 1965-nucleotide messenger RNA. Its product is annotated as [pt] molecular chaperone DnaK. Lineage: Eukaryota; Rhodophyta; Bangiophyceae; Galdieriales; Galdieriaceae. Gene Ontology annotation, molecular function: ATP hydrolysis activity; ATP-dependent protein folding chaperone; ATP binding. The transcript has a single exon. The record is from RefSeq and is a predicted model, not a curated record. Gene Ontology annotation, biological process: cellular response to unfolded protein; protein refolding. Bases 19 to 1923 code for a protein of 634 amino acids. Gene Ontology annotation, cellular component: cytoplasm.